Molecule: messenger RNA, 913 nt
Organism: Scheffersomyces amazonensis
Lineage: Eukaryota; Fungi; Ascomycota; Pichiomycetes; Serinales; Debaryomycetaceae
Exons: 1
Coding region: 81-752 (223 amino acids)
Source: RefSeq, a predicted model, not a curated record
AAAAAUUUAAAUCACUUUGGCGGUAAAAACAUUUAAAUCACUUUGGCUGUAAAUACUAACUUCUGUUUGUAAAAGUAAUCAUGAUGUUAGAACUAGCUGACAUUGUAUUGUUUAUGAUGACUUUGGGUGCAAUUCUGCAAGUCAUUGGUGUUGGUUUGGCUUUAAAGUGGUGCUUAAAUAGUCAAGAAUUUCUGACUGCUUCUUGUGUCUUAUUACUAUUAUCUCCAGUUUUUCUUAAUUGCGGUAUAGCAAUCCAGAUUUAUGAACGUUGUCAAAUUAGGAAGCGUUCUGAAUACGUUUCUUCUAUUAUAUCAUACAAAUGGGAAGAUCAAUAUGAUACCAGUUGUGAACAUCAUAAUUUAUUACUUGAUAGCUACCAAACAUUCCGUACAGAUGGUGAACAGUUUGAAAGAGAUCUUGUUUCAUUAAAACAAAGACAUGAUCCUACUUACCUGAUGUUUAAACAACUAGUUAGAAAGUAUCAAUUGAAACUUUACGAAUUACACACUUCACUUAUCAUAUUUCGUGCAAGUAUGAUUGAAUUUGAGCUGAUAAAAGCAAUAUUUAAAAUUACUAUCCAACAAUACACAACCACUGUUAAAGGCUCUAAACAAGAUAUAAAAUAUUAUGUUAAAAGAUUAGAUAAUUAUUGUUUAAAACUUCAACGUGAUCUGUCCCGAAUGGACAAAAUAGUGGAACAGAUUAAUGAGUCUAGGUCUAUAAUUAAUCGCAUUACUGGUCGAGCAUUUUAACAACAAUGCUGUCAGCUACUAAUAGUCUCAAAAAAUGUGUUUAAUUUCCUAAUUAAGUUUAAUUAAUAAUCUCGUGCCUAUUUUAACAGAUGAAUAUACUCUCGCUUGCUAUUUAUCUCAUUAGUGACACAACCCUGCUUAUAUAAUUGAUAUUGCUGAUA